AAAAAUAUAAAACACACUUCUUACAUGUCCUUGGUGCUUGUAAGCCCAGAUUAUAUGCAGGCUUUUUUUUUUUUUUUAGACGGAGUCUCUGUUGCCCAGGCUGGAGUGAAGUGGCGAGAUCUGGGCUCACUGCAACCUCCAUCUCCUGGGUUCAAGCGAUUCUCCUGCCUCGGCCUCCUGAGUAGCUGGGAUUACAGGCACGCGCCACCACCCUCAGCUGAUUUUUGUAUUUUUAGUAGAGAAGGGGUUUCACCAUGUUGGCCAUGCUGAUGUCGAACUCUUGACCUCAAGUGAUCCGCCCGCCUCGGCCUCCCAAAGUGUUGGGAUCACAGGCGUGAGUCACAGCGCCCGGCUGCUUUUCUAUACAUUAAGUGUGCUUGCAUGAGACUGCGACCUCUGGCCCUCAGCCUCUUAAUAAAUACUCCAAGUGACUUUAUUGGAACAACCACUGAGAAUCACUUAUCUAGAGAGUGGGAAGUUGCUGAUCUCAUCACUGCGUAGGGCGGGGUGAGGGAAGCAACCCUGCCCUUCCCCUUUCUCGGAAAGCAGCUGGCUUUGAAGAAAGAGAAACCAGGACGGGAAAGUCCUGAUUUCUAAUCUGAAACGGCGCUUUUUGUCCAGAGACCGGUGACGAGCGACCCUGGGCUCGGGUUUCGAUUGGGCAGUUCGGAAACUGUAAAAGCGAAUUAAAAGGGUGACAGGCUAGUGCUUUAGCCUAUCCAGUUCCGGGAGUUUGCACCGAGACGCUCUGCUUUGUGACCUUGGCUCUGCUCUGUGGGCGCCGCCCCCAGCCUGGGCGCGUCCGUCGUCGAAUACCUUCUCCUCUGCCUCCCUCUCCCUGUGCUUCUGUCUCCAAUUGCCCUCCCUGGCCUGCGGCCGCCCGGUCCUCCUUCCCAGCCCGGUGUAGCCAGGCACCCGGGUUCAGCUUGCUCGGGUCUCUGUCCGGGACUGGGAAGCCACGGAGGGCCGGGAAAGUGGCACACUCCUGGAGCGCAAGCUUCCUAACUCUCUCAUCGCUGAAUAACUACCGGGCAGGACUGGGUGGAACAGACAGCAUAUCUAGGUCAUUGAUGGGCUGCUGGGUGGAUGGAGCUGGAAAGUGAUGGGCACUGCUUUCUGGGGCUGCCCAGGUUUCUUCCGAGGGCUCUCUUUUCCUGGGCAGAGCGGGAAAGAGGAGGGGCAGGCUGGUCGCGAAACACAAAUAGUCGAGAAUAGCGAUCUGGGGAGAAGCAGGUGUCUGUGGGGCCCAAGAGAAGUACCAUCUCGUUAAAAAUUCAGAUUGAACUAUCUUACAAAUGGCUCCCAGAAGAUCCACUCCCUGUGGGAGCACAGCAGUUGUGGAGGUGAAGACAGGACUGGACCCAGAAUAAGAGUUCAAAUAUGCCAGAAAAUCUGACCUCUAAAUUCUUAUAAGUCAGAGAGUGACUGAACAACAACAGUGAGACAUUGAAGAGUUUUAAUAUUUGCUGUAAACCUUGGCACAGAUCACUUACUUCUCUAAGGCUGAAUCCAAAAAGCACAAUGGAAUACUAUAAUAAGCUGAGACAGCAUGGUGAAUUCCAGACAAGCCUGAGCAUUCCCUACAGCCAGAGAAGGAGGCCCAACACCUAACGUAGCCUUGGAUGCAGAACUGAUAGAACUUGGGGAAAGUGAUUAAGUAGCUGACCUCACCUGUGAAUCUCUAGCACCUGUAGUGAUUGACCUACCUCACCAUGACUCUGUAGUGAUUAUUGAACAAAGGAGGAGGCCAAGAGCAAACACAAGGUCACUCCAAGACCAAACUGGCAGUUGUGUGGUGAACACUGAUGAGGAGGGAGUGAAAAGGGACAGAGAUGUAUGUAUAACCAACAGUGCCCACCAUAAUUCCCUGCAAAAAAAUUUUUUUUGUCAUCUAUUACCUGGUUAUAUUCAGUGUCAAGUUUGCAUGGAUGGAUGCUCAGAGAUUGAACUUAGUAUACAACACAUCUACUCUAUAGAAUGCGGCCACAUCUGUAGUCGGUGCUUCUGCACUUCCUUUACACAUACUAACACUGCCCAGUUUGUCUGAAAAAAAUCAGCCUCCAUCAGUAUCACUGCAUUUAUAUAUGAUGUGUGCCUUAUUGCUCAAGACAGAUCCUGUGGCUGGAUUUUUCCAUGUCUUGCAGGAACUAUGGGUUGUUGGCAUCCAAUGCUCUGAGCUUAAAAAGACUGAUUUUUAAAAUUGCUAUCUGCAGUGUAUAAAAAUCUCUUUGAUUUCUCAUAUGCUCUGAGACUGCUUUUUGUUUCCUUUGGUUUUAUGUUUCAGCGCUGGACUUCAGUUGCCAGAGUGUGCCAGAUACUGGGGUCGUCCUUAAAGCAACUUUCUCUUUCUUACAGUCAUCAAUUUUUAGUUGGCCACAUGUGGACAUUCUGGACCACAUAAAUAAAGACAACACCCUAGAGAUGGUGAAAGCAUCCUUAGUCCAGAAAUGGGGAGCUAUGAACCUUAAGAUUAGACUACCAACUCGAAUCUAAAUGAGCUGCCCUCGUCUCCUACAAAAGAAAAGUUGGGCAGGUAUCCUUCAACCCCUCCUCCAACAUCGAUCCAGGCAACUAUGUUGAAAUGAAUGAUUCAAUCACCCACCUACCCUCUAAAGUGGUGAUACAAGAUAUUACUAUGGAGCUACACUGCCCACUGUGCAAUGAUUGGUUCCGUGACCCACUGAUGCUAAGCUGUGGCCACAACUUCUGUCAAGCCUGUAUCCAAGACUUUUGGAGGCUGCAAACAAAGGAAACAUUCUGUCCUGAGUGUAAGAUGCUAUGUCAGUAUAGCAACUGUACAUUCAACCUUGUACUGGACAAGUUGGUAGAGAAGAUUAAGAAGUUACCCCUACUCAAGGGCCAUCCACAGUGCCCAGAGCAUGGAGAGAACCUGAAACUGUUCAGUAAACCAGAUGGGAAACUGAUCUGCUUUCAAUGCAAGGAUGCUCGGUUGUCUGUGGGGCAGUCUAAGGAGUUCCUGCCAAUCUCUGAUGCUGUCCGUUUCUUCAUGGAGGAGCUUGCCAUCCAACAGAGUCAACUGGAGACAACUCUGAAGGAGCUUCAGUCCCUGAGGAACAUGCAGAAGGAAGCUAUUGCUGCUCACAAGGAAAACAAGCUACAUCUGCAGCAACAUAUGUCCAUGGAGUUUUUAAAGCUGCAUCAGUUCCUGCACAGCAAAGAAAAGGACAUUUUAACUGAGCUCCGGGAAGAGGGGAAAGCCUUGAAUGAGGAGAUGGAGCUGAAUCUGAGCCAGCUUCAGGAGCAAUGUCUCUUAGCCAAGGAUAUGUUGGUGAGCAUUCAGGCAAAGACGGAACAACAGAACUCCUUCGACUUUCUCAAAGACAUCACAACUCUCUUAGAUAGCUUGGAGCAAGGAAUGAGGGUGCUGGCAACCAGAGGGCUUAUUUCCAGAAAGCUGAACCUGGGCCAGUACAAAGGUCCUAUCCAGUACAUGGUAUGGAGGGAAAUGCAGGACACUCUCUGCCCAGGCCUAUCUCCAUUAACUCUGGACCGUAAAACAGCUCACCCAAAUCUGGUGCUCUCCAAAAGCCAAACCAGCGUUUGGCACGGUGACAUUAAGAAGGUAAUGCCUGAUGAUCCAGAGAGGUUUGACUCAAGUGUGGCUGUGCUGGGCUCAAAAGGCUUUACCUCUGGAAAGUGGUACUGGGAAGUAGAAGUAGCAAAGAAGACAAAAUGGACAGUUGGAGUUGUCAGAGAAUCCAUCAUUCGGAAGGGCAGCUGUCCUCUAACUCCUGAGCAAGGAUUCUGGCUUUUAAGACUAAGGAACCAAACUGAUCUAAAGGCUCUGGAUUUGCCUUCUUGCAGUCUGACACUGACUAACAACCUCGAGAAGGUGGGCAUAUACCUGGAUUAUGAAGGAGGACAGGUGUCCUUCUACGAUGCUAAAACCAUGACUCACAUUUACACCUUCAGUAACACUUUCAUGGAGAAACUUUAUCCCUACUUCUGCCCCUGCCUUAAUGAUGGCGGAGAGAAUAAAGAACCAUUGCACAUCUUACAUCCACAGUAAUGAGUCUUACUAUUAUACAAAUUCAGAGUGUUAUUAAAGAGGUAUUGAAAUA
This is a messenger RNA of Symphalangus syndactylus (siamang), 4082 nucleotides long. It is a transcript of the gene TRIM69, whose product is annotated as tripartite motif containing 69. Gene Ontology annotation, molecular function: protein binding. NCBI's taxonomy places the organism in Eukaryota, Metazoa, Chordata, Mammalia, Primates, Hylobatidae. The record is from RefSeq and is a predicted model, not a curated record.